CUCCAUAUGGUCUUUUCAUCCACACUUACUUCUCCUUUCUGCUCUACAACAAAGAAGAGACCAACAGAUGGAAGAAAAGGCCUUUUUGUAGCUGCUAGAUCUCGUUUAUAAAUAUAUAGAGAGCGAAUAUAUUUAACACAGCCAUGUCUAGAUAUCAUAAAGCAGCCAUCGAUGGGUAUUUGGAUCUGUUGAAGGAAGCCACUAGGAAAGACUUGAACACGCCUGAUGAGGAUGGAAUGACGCCGACUCUCUGGGCCGCUUAUCAUGGCAGAUUAGAGGCUCUGCAACUCAUCUGCAGCAGGGGUGGCGAUCCCAACAGAAGCGACAUCUGGGGAAACACACCAUUACACCAUGCAGCCUCCAAUGGUCAUAUGCAUAUCCUGAGCUUCCUGGUUAAUUUCGGUGCCAACCUCUUUGCUAUGGAUAAUGAUUUCCACACGCCUAUGGAUGUUGCAGCAUCUCGGGAUCACAUGAACUGCGUCCGCUUCCUAGACAAUGCUGCUUCCCAGCAGACGAUGCAGAACCCCAAAAAUGUGGCAAAUUUGAAGAAACAAGCAGUCAAAGACGCAGAACGGAAGGUAAAGGAAUGUGAGAAGGUCAAAAAGAAGCACCAGAAUAAGAUGGACAAGAUGUAUGGUGGUGGCAGAGACUCUCUCUCUGAAGCCAGCACAGGUUCUAGCUCCAGCACAGGAACCACAAACAACUUAAAUCAGCUCCUUGCUACAACCAAAUUUGGGUCCAUUAAAGGAACUCUCCAACGCAAGUUUGGAAAGAAGGACACCGUGUCGAAAAAAGAGAACGGGACAGCAGAAAAGCCAGAAUUAGUGGAUGUGUUCAAUGAGCAGGAUGAGAAUGAAGAGGAUGACGAUGGAAUGGAAGGAUUUAGGGAUGAAGAUGAUGCUGAUGAUGAUGAUGCAGAUCAGGCAAAAGAAUCCCUGUUUAAGAGGCCAGGCCUUGGAAACAUGGUCUUCCGUAAGAACUUCUCCAUGGAAAUGGGAGUCGAACCAGACGAAUUUCCUCUUGGUGACACAGAGGACCUGGGUUUCCUGGUCCGCAAGGAGGUGUUUGAAGCAGAGGAGGCAGGUCUAGAUGAUCAGACAGAGGAGGAUUCGAAACUGCCUUGGAACCAGGAAGAGAUUGGAUUGGAUGAGGAUGAGGAGAGUUCACCCCUUCAUUCAUUCCUGACCUCUGUGAACUUACUAGACUUUGCCCCUGUGUUUAUCCGUGAGAAGUUGGACCUGGAGGCCCUCAUGCUAUGCUCAGAUGAUGAUCUAAAAAGCAUCCGAAUCCAGCUAGGGCCUCGCAAGAAGAUUCUGGAGGCAGCAGCUAGAAGAAAGGCUGCUCUGGAAUUACCUGGUGUAAUGAAGGACACCUUUCUGUAAUACCAAGUUGGCUGGGUAUUUCAAUAGACGCUUAGCUGAAUUUGUUCUUUCCAAGCACUACCUGUCACCUCAGUCAGCUUAGAACAUGAGCCUAAAAAAUAUAAAACAUUUUGGCUAUAUUGCAAACCAAAGAGUCUUCAUCAUCUACUCAGUGUCUUUAACAAAUACAUUAUUGUGCAUAUGUUUGUUCCAUUAUAUCUUGCUUGCAAAUAAA
Clarias gariepinus (North African catfish) is the source of this 1596-nucleotide messenger RNA. RefSeq names its product ankyrin repeat and sterile alpha motif domain containing 4B (gene anks4b). The record is from RefSeq and is a predicted model, not a curated record. Gene Ontology annotation, molecular function: protein binding. Lineage: Eukaryota; Metazoa; Chordata; Actinopteri; Siluriformes; Clariidae. Bases 144 to 1382 code for a protein of 412 amino acids. The transcript has 2 exons.